AUGGAUUCCGAUCGCGCCAUUGAGAGGGAGCGCCAACUCGCCGAGCGCGUCCGCGAACACGAGCGACAGGAGGCCUCCCGCAAGCCGAUGACCGAAGAAGAGAAGCAGGCGUCGGCCAAGGCGGAAUAUGAGAAAUUACUCAACAUGCGUUCGGGCGGCACCUAUAUUCCGCCAGCACGCCUGCGCGCCUUGCAGGCCCAGAUCACGGAUAAGACGAGCAAAGAAUACCAGCGCAUGGCAUGGGAAGCCCUGAAGAAGUCGAUCAACGGGCUGAUCAACAAGGUCAACGUGUCCAAUAUCAAGUACAUCGUUCCCGAGCUCUUCGCAGAGAACUUGGUCCGGGGCCGGGGGCUGUUCUGCCGCUCCAUCAUGAAGGCGCAGGCCGCCAGUUUACCCUUCACCCCCAUUUACGCUGCGAUGGCGGCGAUCGUUAACACAAAGCUGCCACAGGUGGGCGAUCUAUUGCUGUCGAGACUGAUUGUCCAGUUCCGCAAGGCGUUCAAGCGAAAUGACAAGGCAGUCUGUAUUUCCUCCACGACAUUCAUCGCACACCUCUGCAACCAGCAGGUGGCGCACGAGAUGCUUGCCGCGCAGACUCUGCUGCUUCUCCUUCACAAGCCAACAGACGACAGCGUGGAAAUCGCCGUGGGCCUCACUCGGGAAGUGGGCCAGCAUUUGGAGGAGAUGAACCCGCAGAUUGCGCUCGCCGUCUUUGACCAGUUCCGGAAUAUCUUGCACGAGGCCGACAUUGAUAAGCGUGUGCAGUACAUGAUCGAAGUUCUCUUUCAGGUGCGCAAGGACCGAUAUAAAGACAAUCCGACCGUCAAGGAGGAGCUGGAUCUGGUGGAAGAAGAAGAUCAAAUUACACACCGACUUGGCUUGGACGACGAAAUCGAGACUCAGGAUACGCUCAAUAUCUUCAAGUACGAUGCGGAAUGGGAGGCACACGAGGACGCUUAUAAGAAGUUGAAGGCUGAGAUUCUCGGCGAAGAGAGCGACGAGGAGGAUGAGGAUGAUUCGGAUGUGAGCUCAGACGACGAGUCUGAAACGGAGGCACAACGUAUGGAUAUUAAAGACCAAAGCAACACGGAUUUGGUCAAUCUCCGACGGACAAUCUACUUGACGAUCAUGUCCAGCAUCGACUUUGAAGAAUGCUGCCACAAACUGAUGAAAAUCAACCUCCCCCAGGGGUUGGAGGCUGAGCUGCCAUCCAUGAUUAUCGAGUGUUGCUCUCAGGAGCGGACGUACUCCAAGUUCUACGGACUGAUCGGCGAGAGAUUCGCCAAGAUCAACCGACUGUGGUCCGAUCUGUUCGAGGAGGCGUUUGCCAAGUACUACGACACCAUUCACCGCUACGAAACAAACCGUCUGCGCAACAUCGCGCGGUUCUUUGGGCAUUUGCUCAGCAACGACGCCCUUGGUUGGCAUGUCCUGUCUGUGAUUCACCUCAACGAAGAGGAAACCACGUCCAGCAGCCGCAUCUUCAUUAAGAUCCUGUUCCAAGACCUCGCCGAGAACUUGGGCGUUUCCGGCCUGCAGGCACGCUUCCGAGAUGAAAUCCUGCGGCCCAGUUUCGAGGGCAUGUUCCCAACAGAGAACCCUCGCCACACCCGGUUCUCGAUCAACUACUUCACCAGCAUUGGUAUGGGCGCUCUAACGGAGGACAUGCGCGAGCAUCUCAAGAACCUGCCUCAGCCAACCGUACCCGCCCUACCUGCUGCACGUGCGGAUUCCCGAUCAUCUUCUGUCAGCUCACGGUCGCGUUCUCGCUCGCAUUCUACAUGUUCCACGUGCACCCCACGGUCCCGUUCACGCUCCUAUUCAUACUCUCGAUCGCCUUCUCGGGACCGCGGCCGGUCCUAUUCCCGUUCCAGGACCCCUUCUUCACGAAGCCGGAGCUACACCCCGUCGCGCUCGCGGUCUCCGGCGCGUCGGGGUCGUCGCGACUCGCAUAGCCGGUCUCCUACUCCUGGCGACCAGUCGCAGUCGAAAUCGGCACCAAAACGCCAAACUCGAGGACGGUCCUACUCGAGGAGUCCCAGUCGCAGUCCGUAUCGGGCUCGCCGCUCGGCAUCUCGAUCUGUCACACCCCCGCGUCGUGAAACAACACGCGGGAGGAAUCGCAGCUAUUCCCGGUCUCCUUCUCGGUCUGUCACACCCCCGAAGCGUGGUGCGCCUGCAUCGCGAGCAAGGCGGCAUUCCUCCGCGUCAGCGUCGCCUCCACCUCGUCGGGGACGCCAUGUUUCUGGGUCUCGUUCACCGCCACCUCGCCGUGGCUGA
Molecule: messenger RNA, 2280 nt
Organism: Penicillium lagena
Lineage: Eukaryota; Fungi; Ascomycota; Eurotiomycetes; Eurotiales; Aspergillaceae
Product: pre-mRNA-splicing factor CWC22
Exons: 1
Coding region: 1-2280 (759 amino acids)
Biological process (GO): mRNA splicing, via spliceosome
Cellular component (GO): catalytic step 2 spliceosome
Molecular function (GO): RNA binding; protein binding
Source: RefSeq, a predicted model, not a curated record